Trichoderma gamsii is the source of this 996-nucleotide messenger RNA. RefSeq lists its product as hypothetical. Gene Ontology annotation, molecular function: hydrolase activity. NCBI's taxonomy places the organism in Eukaryota, Fungi, Ascomycota, Sordariomycetes, Hypocreales, Hypocreaceae. The coding region runs from base 1 to 996 and encodes 331 amino acids. The record is from RefSeq and is a predicted model, not a curated record. The transcript is spliced from 4 exons.
AUGCUUACCAUUGAAGAAAUUCGUGCGCUGAGCAAAGUAAAUCCCGAGUUUGAGCCUAUUCUCAAUUCGGGGUCACCCCUUUUGAUACCCUGGGGCACAGUCACCGAUAUCCCUCAAAUUCGUGCUAUGCUGCAAGCCGCAAAGGACGCAACUCCGAAAGCUGAUCCGGCCACUCUCCCGUACACCCAAGAGGACAUCAGCAUCCCGGUGCGAGACAACCGCAGCGUUGGCGGCCGCGUCUACAGACCCAGGGGUGGCUCAUCUGAGGGACGACCGGGGCUUGUCGUCUUCCACGGAGGAGGAUUCACAGUUGGGGAUUUAGACACGGAGGCUUGGCUCUGUGCGUUGUUUGCAAAGCUUGGGGGCAUUGUGGUGGAUGUUGAUUAUCGACUUGCCCCUGAGCAUGUGUUUCCAGCGCCAAUUGAAGAUGCCUUUGACGCGCUCAAAUGGACUGCCGAAAACGUAAAAUCUUUGGGUAUCGACCCAGAGAAAGGAUUCUUGGUGGGAGGUGAAAGCUCAGGGGGCGAGAUGGCCGUAAUCGCAGCUCAUCUGUAUGUGAAUGACAAGGUGUCUCCUUCUUUGACAGGAAUCUAUGCGGCGAUGCCAGGAGGCGUGAACCAUCAGACCGUGCCUGAAAAGUACAAGGAUCGGUUCAUCAGCCUUGAGCAGAAUGCCGACGCCCCAGUCCUGUCCAGGUCAUCGGUGGAAUUUAUCUGGAAAUCAUAUCAGUCCGAUCCACUUAGUCCAAUGGCUUUCCCAUUGGCAUUCCCUACUCACAAGGGCAUUCCCAAGACGUAUUUCCAAAUAUGCGGAUUCGAUGCUGUCCGGGACUGCGGCUUGGUUAUGGAGCAAGUAUUCCAGGAUGACGGGGUGCCUACUAAGAGGGACAUUUACCCUGGAAUGCCGCAUGCGUUUUGGGGGAUGUUUCCGGAUUUGAAGAGUACUGAGAAGCACACUCAGGAUUCGGAGGAGGGAUUCAAAUGGUUGUUAAGUUAA